Messenger RNA from Acaulospora colombiana, 127 nucleotides. The record is from the annotation of a GenBank genome assembly. Lineage: Eukaryota; Fungi; Glomeromycota; Glomeromycetes; Diversisporales; Acaulosporaceae.
AUGACUGAAUCGACUAAUUCAUUAGACCAAAUGCAGCCCUUAGACUGGUUGUUAGAGUCCAAUGAGUGGCGUUUGGGUCUUCACGUGGGACACUCGUCGCUGAGAUUGCCACCAGCCUUCCACUUCU